Helianthus annuus (common sunflower) is the source of this 1322-nucleotide messenger RNA. RefSeq names its product zinc finger CCCH domain-containing protein 4. Gene Ontology annotation, molecular function: metal ion binding; U6 snRNA binding; pre-mRNA binding. Lineage: Eukaryota; Viridiplantae; Streptophyta; Magnoliopsida; Asterales; Asteraceae. The transcript has 8 exons. The record is from RefSeq and is a predicted model, not a curated record. The coding region runs from base 1 to 1137 and encodes 378 amino acids. Gene Ontology annotation, cellular component: U2-type catalytic step 1 spliceosome; Prp19 complex; U2-type catalytic step 2 spliceosome.
AUGGCAGAUCUAUCACCAGACCCGUUUCAUGAGCAGAUCUGUGAGGAUUCAACCGCCUAUCCCCUCCUUGUUACGCUGCCUGAAUCGCGGCUUCUCCUUCAUUCCAGCAUACCAUUCUCUGUUGAUGACCUCUCCAAAUCAAUGCAUCAGAUCAAUAUAGCAGAUAUUGAGCCGCCACCACUUCUGGUGUUGCAUGAUCAUUAUAAUUAUGGGUUCCCUCAUCUUAUGUUGUUUGCUAUGGAGAAUAUUCCUCCUAUGAGGAAACUUAGUCUUGAUUAUGGUGAUGCCAGUGAAUGGACCGGGAAAUUAGCUAUAUAUACGCAGCCAUGCCCAGAAGUACUUUAUAAAAGUCCAAAAAAGUGGGACCAACGCGCAGUUAUGCUCGGCUCGGCUCUUGGCUCGAAAGCAAAUUAUGAUAAGGAGUGCAAGAUCUGUACUAGGCCAUUUACAGUGUUCUGGUGGAGACCUGGUAGGGAUGCAAGAUACAAGAAAAGUGAGAUCUGCCAAACAUGCAGCAAGUUGAAAAACGUUUGUCAAGUUUGCCUUUUAGAUCUUGAAUAUGGUUUACCAGUUCAAGUUCAUGAUACGGCACUCAGUAUCAACUCAAAUGACUCCAUAUCAAAGAGUGAUGUCAACAGGGAAUUCUUUGCUGAGGAACAUGAUCGCAGGGCAAGAGCUGGUCUAGAUUAUGAGUCCUCGUAUGGAAAGGAACGACCAAAUGAUACUAUUUUGAAACUGCAAAGGAUAACACCGUAUUACAAGAGAAAUCGAGCACAUAUUUGCAGUUUCUUCAUCAGAGGCGAAUGUACUAGAGGCGCUGAAUGCCCUUACAGGCAUGAGAUGCCUUUCACUGGUGAGUUAUCCCAGCAGAAUAUCAAAGACCGUUAUUACGGAGUUAAUGAUCCAGUUGCGCUAAAACUACUAAACAAGGCAGGCGAAAUGCCGUCGUUAGAACCCCCAGAGGACGAGAGCAUUAGAACGUUAUACGUAGGAGGGCUGGAUGCAGAGUUUCCGAGCAAGUCCUUAGAGACAACUUUUACCCCAGAGUUUCCGGGUGAUCAUGUGGCACUUACGUUUGCAUUUGCUGAAAUGGGGUUUAAGUUGCGGCGCCUUUACAUGCGAGAACAAGCUAUGUAGGCUGUGGGUUUAACCCAUUCAACAUGUCUUAUCACAUAGAAGAUUAACCAUCUUGAAUCGGUUCCUAUUGAAUAUGUGAUGGAUCCACGUAUAUGUUUAAAAUUUAUACAACACAAAUUGUGGGUUUGUAACUAUGGACAUAACUGCAUUUUAUUUGUCAUCUAAUUACAUUUCCGUUUGAGUAC